AGUUGAUCGUGAACUGCAGCAGGCGAGAGAUCGAACAUUUACUAGUUGCCCAAAAAUGUCCAAAGAAGAGUCCAAGUAUGGUUUCAAAGACAAAGCCAAGGCCGAGGAGACGCUGGAGCUGCUCAAAAGUGAAGAUCACAAGUACCAAGCCCUAACGGUUCGUGGCCUGCUGGGACGGGCCAAACGUGUGCUGACUCUAACGAAAGCCGAAGAGAAGGUCAAGAACAUCAAGGAGGCCAUCAAGGUGUUCGAAAACUGGAUCGGAGAAAACACCAACAGCAGUACCAAGAAUGCCAAGCCCAAGGAAGCCGAGGAGAAGGUCGAAACGGUAGCCGGUCUGGGAUUCAAGGAUAAGGAAGCGGCAGAGAAGACUCUCAAAAUCCUUGAAGGCCGCGAUCCAGACUACCAAAAGCUUGCCAUCAAAGGCCUACUGGGCAGCGCCAAGCGUGUUCUUCCGUCCACCAAGAAUGAAGAUAAGAUCAAAGCCAUCAAGGAGGCCAUGGAAACGUUUGACGAUUUCCUGGAAACCUUCGACAGCGAAGAACGGUCCAAGCAGAACAUGGCCUAUCUGCCACUGGAUUUGAUUAAAUCUCUACCGGGAAAACCAUCCGACGAACUAACAGCAGAAUUCGUGGAAUGCUAUGACACGGUAGCCAAGGGCAACUACAAACAUCUGCGAACAAAGUUUCCGGAAGACGACGACAGCACCAGUUGGGAUAUCAUCCGUAACAGGAAACUACUUAAGCUGAAGGAAAAGGUUAAGGAAAGCGGUGAAAAGCUGUUCGAUUCCGAUGGAAAGCCAACGGAGGUGCACUUGAAGAUGAUCUACUGGGCCUACAGUCCCAAUGUGGACAAACUGAAGACGUACUGUACAAAGCUAGCGAAGUCUGGCGGUGGAAAGAAGCGAUCGCAUUCCUCGUCCGAAAGCGACAGCGAUGAAGAGGUCGAGGAUACUAAGAAGUCGAAGAAGUGAACUGAAAUGUUUUCUGUAGGUUGAAAGGGUGGAGGAAUAAAAUAAAAUCU
This is a messenger RNA of Ochlerotatus camptorhynchus, 1023 nucleotides long. RefSeq names its product Uracil-DNA degrading factor (gene Ude). NCBI's taxonomy places the organism in Eukaryota, Metazoa, Arthropoda, Insecta, Diptera, Culicidae. Bases 56 to 973 code for a protein of 305 amino acids. The record is from RefSeq and is a predicted model, not a curated record. The transcript has 3 exons.